This is a messenger RNA of Sordaria macrospora k-hell, 4281 nucleotides long. RefSeq lists its product as uncharacterized. Gene Ontology annotation, cellular component: eukaryotic translation initiation factor 4F complex. The record is from RefSeq and is a predicted model, not a curated record. Lineage: Eukaryota; Fungi; Ascomycota; Sordariomycetes; Sordariales; Sordariaceae. Gene Ontology annotation, molecular function: protein binding; translation initiation factor activity; mRNA binding.
AUGACUUCCUCUGCGAGUCAACAGAACACUCCGGCUCAACCUACGUCCGCUCCUGCAGCAACGUCGUAUGCUUCCGCAGCCGGUGCGAAGAAGCAGACAAGCACGCCGCUGAUUGCGACGGGUUCUCAGCCCCCCGUCGUGGUUGGUUCCUCCGCUCCCGCCCAGAAUGGCAAGCCUCAAGCUGCCCCGGUGAACGGCCGGCCCAACAUCACCCCCGCCGUACCUAUCGCCAGAGGUAGCUCGGGCCUCAACGGAGCCUCUGCUGACCACUCUAGGAAGAGCUCCGUCACCAUCAGCGCCGCUCCUCCCAGCCACAACGCCAACGGCGGUCCUGUCGGUGGCGCCAAGGCCAUCCAGUUCGGCUUCGAAGAGUCGCCUGCCAUCACCCACAGCACUCCCCACGCUGCUGGCUCCGUCCCCAUCCCGAUUCCUGGCAGUAACGCCAGAGUCUCUUCUCCCGCCGCCUCGCCCUCGCCUAUUCCUCAGGUGCCCCAGCAGAGCGGUGGCCAGCGGGCUCCCUCCAACAUCUCUGCUCCGAUGACGUUCGGUAGCUUCCCCGGUGACAACGAUCGCCAUAUGAAGCAGCACUCUGUUUCUCACAGCAAUGGCCCAGUCCACACACGACGGGACUCGCAAGCCUCUGCUCACGGUGAGACAGUUGGCCAUAUGGCUAGCCAUCGUGGUGGCUAUCAGGGUCAGGGCCGUGGCCGCGGGGGUUAUAACAACUACAACAACAACCCCACCAUGGGCUUCCCUCCCACCAGGUCCUACAACGGUCCCCAGCACAACGCUGGUCGUGGUGGCAUGAACAACUUCCAAGGCCGCGGAGGCAUGCAGCAGUAUCCUAACUCUCCUCAGCCCCACCGUUCGAGCCCGGCUCCGGCUCACGCUGUUCCUACUCACGGCACCCCUACCAUGGCCUCUGCCAGCCUGGCACCUACUCAGCCGCCCUUCUACCCCGGCAUGAACAUGUACCAGCAACAAGUGCCCGGAUAUCCUGCUCCCAUGGACUAUCGUGGUCCCGUCUUUAACCCCUACAGCCAGCCCAUGCCUUAUAUGGGCCAGCCUGUCCCCCAUUUCCAGCCCACAUACGUUCCUCCCACCUUCGUGCCUCAAGGGCAGCCUGUUGCUCAGCCGAUGUCCCGUAACGCUUCGCAGGUUUCUGAUCGUCCCGCGUCGAGCACUGGUCAAGUCCAGGCACCCGUCGUUGCGCAGAGCACCCCGACACAGCGUCCUGCCCAGGCCGCGCCCGCCAUUGUUUCCUCUAACUUUGCUAGACCCAAGAAGUCCGCAGGCAUAACUAUCAAGGAUCCCAACGGCAACCCUCUCGACCUUUCCGCGAUAAAGGGCCCUGCCUCUCCGGCACCCAGCAUCCAGCAGCAGUCAAAGACACCGCCUGUUGUUGCUUCAACACCUACCCCCCCUCCCGCCAAGCCUACUGCCCCCACCCACGGUCGUACUGAGAGCACAACUGGCAAGACUGCCGAGCAACUUCGUGACGAAUUCAAGAAUGCAGUCCAGAAGGCCAAGACUGAGGCUCCCGCCGAUAAGACCAACGAGGAAGAGGCCGCUAAGGCUGCCGUUGAGAAGGCUGCUGCCGACAAGGCCGCCGCUGACAAGGAGGCUGCCGAGAAGGAGGCCGCUGAUAAGGCCGCUGCUGAAAAGGCUGCCGCCGAGAAGGCCGCCGCCGAGGAGAAGGCCAAGGAGGAGGAGCGCGUUACUGCCGAGAAGAAGGCGGCUGAGGAAGCCAAGGCUAAGGAGGAAGCUGAGGCUAAGGCUAAGGCUGAUGCCGAUGCCGCCGCUGCUGCUGUCAAGAAGCCUGAGGCCAAGGAGGAGUCUGAAAUUGACUACAGCAACCUCGACUUCGCCAAGCUAACUGAUAAGGAGCUCAACAACAUCGACCAUGGCAAACUCAGCGAUGAGCAGAUGGACGCUUACUUCAACGAACUCGAGGAGAGAGAUGCUCGCCGUGAGAAGGAGCAGGCGGAGAUCUCCAAGAAGAAGGCCAUUGAGGCCGAGGAGGCCAAGAAGAAGGCCGAGGCUGAGCGCCUGGCCAACGCUGCCGAGAACGAUCGCAAGCUCCGCGAGCAGGAACGUGAGAUGGAAAGAAUCGAGGAAGAGCGUGAGCGCAAGCGCAAGGAGAGGGAGUCCGGCCAGGGCGAGUCUGUCGCCGAUCUUCUCACCAAGAAGGAGGCCGAUGACAAGAAGGAGGCUGAUGCUGCCCCCAAGGCUCUCGGCAAGAACAAGCCUGCUGCUCUCAACCUUGCUCCUCUCAACACCAAGUCCGUUGAGGCCCCCCAGCCCAGCGCUGCUCUUCAGUCUCUGCGGUCCGCCCGUCUCCUCCCUGGUGUGCAGUAUGAUAUCUACCCUGCCGGCAUCGCUUCCCCCAACCCGGCCCUCAACCAGGCUGUUUCUAAGAAGGGCAAGAUCUUCAAGUAUGACGCCAACUUCCUUCUGCAGUUCCAGAAUGUAUUCACGGAGCAGCCCUCUCCCGAAUUCCACCAGCAGGUUAAGUCUCUCAUCGGAGAUUCUGACAGUGGUCGCUCGGCCUCCGCUCGCACCCCUGGUGCUGGAUCCCAGAGAGGCCGUGGCGGUGCUUCGGGCGGCGGCUUCCCUGCCAUGGGCCAGUUCUCUGGCAAGCCUGCCCUGCCCCCUGGAACCACUUCGGCGGAGCGUUUCGCUAUGUCGCAACAGGCUAGUGGAAGUAUGGGCGCUCUUGGUAGACCUGGUGCUAUGGGCACUAUGGCUUUCGGACGCCAAGGCACAUUCCCCGGCAACCUCAGCCGCACCCCUUCAUCGACUGCUACCCCCGACUCGCCCCGUCAGAACAGCCGUCGCAAGCCGCGCGAGGGUUACUCCAAGAACGAGGCUCAGGCUGCCAAGAACAUGCCGCUCACUGCCGGCAUGGAACUCAAGCCUAUCACUGUGUCCGCAACUGGCUGGAAGCCCAUGAGCAUAGGAGCUAAGAAGGCUGAGGCGCCCACCCCCGGCCACUUGGAUCCUGAGACCGUUCAGCGCAAGGUCAAGGCUGCCCUGAACAAGAUGACACCCGAGAAGUUCGACAAGAUCUCUGACCAGAUCCUUGAGAUCGCUCACCAGUCGAAGAACGAGCAGGAUGGUCGCACUCUGCGCCAGGUCAUUCAGCUCACCUUCGAGAAGGCUACGGACGAAGCCCACUGGGCUUCUAUGUAUGCCAAGUUCUGCAAGCGUAUGCUCGAGACCAUGAGCCCCGAGAUCCGCGACGAGAACAUUAUGGACAAGCAGGGCAACGUCGUCAGCGGCGGCGCCCUCUUCCGCAAGUACCUUCUCAACAGGUGUCAGGAGGAGUUCGAGCGUGGUUGGAAGGUGGACCUUCCUAAGCCCAAGGAGGGUGAGGAGGGUGACAAGAAGGCCUCCGAGGCUGUCCUCAUGUCCGACGAGUACUAUAUUGCCGCCGCCGCCAAGCGUCGUGGUCUUGGCCUCGUCCAGUUCAUUGGUGAACUGUUCAAGCUUGGCAUGCUUACGGAACGUAUCAUGCACGAGUGUGUCCGCAAGCUGCUCGAGUUUACGGGCAUUCCCGAUGAGGCCGAAAUUGAGUCUCUCACCAAGCUCUUGAGGACGGUCGGUGGCAACCUCGACAGCACCGAGAAGGGCAGGCCCUUGAUGGAGGUCUACUUCGGCCGCAUCCAGCAAAUCAUGGAUCUUCCCGACCUCCCAAGCCGCUUGAGGUUCAUGCUCAUGGACAUUGUCGACCUUCGCAGGGCCCGCUGGGUCUCCAAGGAGGCUAACAAGGGUCCUAAGACGUUGGAGGAGGUUCGCGCUGAGGCUGAGGCUGCUGCCGCCGCAAAGGCGGUUGAGAAUGCUCGUACCGGCCAGCGUGGCCUUGGAGGCCGUGCUGCUUCCGGUCGCGGAGAUGCUAGGGGCUUCCCUUACAACCAGAGCAUGACCAACAACCAGGUCGAGCUUGGUGAUCUCAAGCGUUUGAAGGGCAACACUAGCCGCGCCGGUAGCCAGGGCAUGUCUUUCGGCCCCCCUACGUCCAUGUUCAACUCUAGGAGCAACAGUGGUCGUCGUCAAGUCGGUGGCCCUGGCGGUGCUUUUGGCCGCGGUGGUGAUGACUCUGGCGGCUCAUCCCGUACUGCUUCCAUGCGCGGUAACGAUUCGGUUUCCCACGCAAAUGCUUUCAGCCUUCUUGCUGAUGCUGGAGACCACCCCGGCUCCCCUCCUUCGGCCUCUGCCUCCCCAGCAUUGUCCAAGGUGACGCCUGAUACCACGAAUAAUGACGAGAAGAAGGAUGAAUAA